Haliotis rubra (blacklip abalone) is the source of this 2373-nucleotide messenger RNA. Its product is annotated as EGF-like domain-containing protein 2. The record is from RefSeq and is a predicted model, not a curated record. NCBI's taxonomy places the organism in Eukaryota, Metazoa, Mollusca, Gastropoda, Lepetellida, Haliotidae. The transcript is spliced from 11 exons. Bases 140 to 1543 code for a protein of 467 amino acids.
GAGCACCCAGCGUCACUUCCAGCGCUGCAUCCAAAACGAGGAGAUCGAUAGUCAUCACCUGAAGUAGCUCCAGGCACGUCGGACAGGUGUAAGAGGAACCAGCUCUCAGCCAUCUCUCCCCGUGUACCCACACUCCAUAAUGAGGGUAGUAUUGUGCUUGAUCAUCUCCUGCUGCCUUGGCUCAGUUUCCGCACUCUUCGACUGUGCGCGAGAGACCGGGGCGUGUAUGAAUGGAGGCACGUGCGAUAUGGCUGCUGGAACCUGCUCGUGCGACGCACUCCAUACAGGCUACGACUGUUCUGUUGUAAUUGCUGAUGAAAGUCACGCUGACUGCACGCCAACCAACCCUUGCCAGAAUGGAGGAAUCUGUCACAAAUCCGCAACUGCAAGUGCUGCCUUGUGCCUCUGUACCCCCGAAUACGCAGGGGCAACCUGUACCGACAUGCGGUACACCCUGACGUGUGACACCGCUGCGAAUCCAAACACAAUGAAGAUGACGGUAAUGCCGCAUGUAUCAACGUUCUCUGGGAAGGUUUAUCUCAAGGGGAAGGAAGGGACAUGCGACUUUACAGAAACAUCAGCUGGAUCAGGAACUUACGAGAGCGCUGUUUUAGCAGUUAAUGACGCAUCCUGCGGUGCAACAACAUCGGGGACGAAUAAUGUCCAAGAAGUCAUCAUCCAGUUCGGAACGGACACUCUAACAACCAAUGAUGAGCUGAUCACUUUCACCUGUGGCACCAGUGAUGUGGUAGCGCAGACCUCAGGAGCGAUCACCAUCCAGAAUGUGGAAAGCAACCUAGGUACGAAGGAUGUCAGUAACGUUCCCGUGGACGCUGACGUCGAUCUGAUCUUGGAGUCUGGUGGGAGUACCGCCAGCGGUGCGACUCUUGACCUUGGCGCAGACAUCGUUUUAACGGCCUCCCUGACAGUUGCCGGCACCGCCAAGUUCAAGGCUCUACGACUGACGAGGUGCUAUGCCGCUAAUGCAGCUGCUUCCAGCGCAGCAGGAUAUAAGUCGAAAGACUUCAUUACAACCAGCUGCCCAUCUCCAGACUUGAAGAGCGUCAUGCUGACAGAUGUCACAGGUACCGCCACUAGUAAAACGUUCACUUUCGACGCCUUCAAGUUUACUGGCUCCAAUGAUAUCUUUGUGACCUGUGACAUCAAGCCAUGUAUCGUGGCUACAGACUGUGAUCCCUUGACUUGCGGAUCUGCUAGACGGAAGCGAGAAGCUGGAGCUAGCCCGGAGAAGGUCCUGCAGAGAUCAUUCAACAUCAACGAUCCCCUCAGUCUCGCUACCGCCGCUGCAACUCUGAAUAAGUUCAAGGAGGACAAGGCCUGCUACUUGACCUGGGAGAUGACCGCCACAGUCGUGGCUCUGUCGGUGGCGCUUCUACUGCUCCUCAUCCUCUGCAUCGUCCUGGUGGUCAAGGCCAUCCUCAACCGCAGGACAGACACCACAGUCUGCCGCGACGACACCAGCGACACCACCUCCACCGCCCACCUGCCGCACCUCCCGACUCUUGUCAGCAACAAGUGUUAAAGUAGCAAGGAAACGAUAUGGGAAACAUGCCUUCACUGUACGAAGUUUAUACUUAAAGUUUUGUUUAGAACCAUGAGAUAAGGGUCAUUAUACACGUAUAAAAGUAAAACCCCGGGGUCUCUUAAAACAAUGCAAACGUCAAAUAACACCACAGUCAAAGGCUAACUAGUCACCUACUUACGUCACCUUUUUCUAAAAAAUAGUAGUCACCAAUUUAAUACUAUACUUCGAAUGAGUUGUACUAGUAUUUUGUGUCGUCAAAAACAUAAACCGUGUGAAAAGAACGCCUUGGAAAGUAAACGCCUAACAUGUUUGGUAAAAUGAACUCAUAUGUUCUUGUCGUGAAAUUGAGCCUUGAGUCAGUCACCAGCAAUGACUACUGAGAAGAUGAAUGUUGCACUACCUUGAGUAAUGUAUAUAUCAAAUGUUUUCCCUAUGUAAGGCUUCGUCGGGGUUUUCAUACAUUGCCUGCAACCAGUGUACUGUGAUAUGUGUUGUGUUGUUAGUUGUUGGCGUCGGUGUCUCUGUCUAUGUAACGACGAAAAUACACAUUUUCAGAUAACACCGUGUUUAAGGGUUGGGGUACGACAAGGUUGUUUCUUGUCAGUAUUUGUUUCGCAUGGAUUGCAUGUAUUCUAGGGUUGUCUUCAGAGACCAUCAACGCCCUUGGUGUAUUAUAAAAUAUCGUUUGAAUGAUGUACCAAAAGAGCAGUUUAUAUACAUAAUAACGUAAACGGUUACAACAAAAAUUGGUAUUUUUAAAACUUAAAUCAACAAAUUAUAUCUGCAAUUCGUCUGAUUCUUUAGUUAAUAAAAUUAAAAAAAUUACA